Messenger RNA from Aspergillus saccharolyticus JOP 1030-1, 1646 nucleotides. Its product is annotated as heme-dependent catalase. Lineage: Eukaryota; Fungi; Ascomycota; Eurotiomycetes; Eurotiales; Aspergillaceae. Gene Ontology annotation, cellular component: cytosol. The record is from RefSeq and is a predicted model, not a curated record. Gene Ontology annotation, biological process: response to oxidative stress; hydrogen peroxide catabolic process. Gene Ontology annotation, molecular function: heme binding; catalase activity. The coding region runs from base 94 to 1611 and encodes 505 amino acids. The transcript has 2 exons.
AACAACUUCUGGGACUUUCAGUAUCUCCAUCCCGAGACCACGCAUAUGCAACAAUGGGUCAUGUCCGAUCGCGCAAUUCCCCGGUCGUAUCGUAUGAUGUCGGGCUUCGGUGUCAACACUUUCUGUCUCGUCAAUGCCGAAGGCAAGCGUCACUAUGUGAAGUUCCAUUUCAACCCCGAGCUUGGUGUUCACUCCCUGGUAUGGGAUGAAGCGCUGAAGAUCGCUGGGCAGGAUCCCGACUUUCAUCGCAAGGACCUCAUGGAUGCCAUCGACGCCGGCCAGUACCCAAGAUGGAAGUUCGGCAUCCAGGUUAUUCCUGAAGAGAAGAUGAACGACUUUGAGUUCGACAUCGAAGACGCUACCAAGAUCUGGCCUGAGGAGCUGGUGCCUAUCCAGUACAUCGGGCAACUGGAACUGAACCGCAACAUUGACGAAUACUUCACACAGACCGAGCAGGUAGCUUUCUGUACCAGCCAUCUUGUUCCCGGCAUCGACUUCUCCAACGACCCCCUCCUCCAGGGCAGAAACUUCUCGUACUUCGAUACUCAGCUUUCUCGCUUGGGGCCUAACUGGGAGGAACUGCCUAUCAACCGCCCCGUGUGCCCGUAUAUGAGCCUCGUCAACCGCGACGGCGCCAUGAAACACCGCAUCACCAAGGGCAAGGUGAACUACUGGCCCAACCGGUACAGUACCAACCCGCCUACCGCGCCCGAGAAAGGGGGCUUCGCCACCUAUCCCGAGAAGCAGCAGGGCUUCAAGACUCGUGGACUGUCGGACAAGUUCAAUGAACACUUUAAUCAAGCCCAGCUCUUCUACAACUCGCUUUCGCCCAUCGAGAAGCAGCACGUGGCCAAGGCGUUCUCCUUCGAGCUUGAUCACUGCGAUGAGGAAAUCGUGUACAAGCGGUUAUCCGAACGCUUGGCUGUGGUCGACCUCGAGCUGGCCAAGACCGUGGCAAAGAACGUUGGCGGUGACACACCCACCGAGGCCGGUAAGCCGAACCAUGGCAAGACCUCCAAGGGACUCAGUCAGCUCGAGUAUCUUUCGGAUGAAGCACAGAUCGCGACUCGCCGGAUUGCUAUUCUGAUCGCAGACGGAUUCGACUAUGAGUCCUAUGUGAAAAUGAAGGAAGCUCUGCAGAAGCAGAACGCAUUCGUCUUCACCAUCGGUAGCCAGCGCCAGGGUGUCACAGCGGAGUCCGGUGAGAAGGUGACCCCAGAUCACCAUUUCCCGGGGAUGCGAUCGACUCUGUUCGAUGCAGUGUUUGUCCCUGGAGGGAAACACAUGGCUAUCUUGGCCAAGAACGGCAUAGCUAAAUACUGGAUCACCGAGUCGUUUGCCCACCUUAAACCGAUUGCCGGUAUCAAUGAGGCCGUUGACUUCAUCCGGAAGCAAAUCAAUCUGGACGCAGUGGAGCAUGCCGCGAGUGGUGAGGUGGUGGAGAGUUACGGUGUGGUCACCGGCCGUGGUUCUCCAGCGGAGCUGCUGCAGCCAUCGUCCGAGAUUGGUAGGGACAGCAAGGGAUUCCUCGACCGAUUUAUCUGGCAGAUCUCGCGGCACAGAAACUGGCAGAGAGAGUUGGAUGGCCUAGUCGAUGAAAUCGCUGCCUAGGUGGCUAACAUCAGUACAUAGUUAUGAGAUAUGAU